This is a messenger RNA of Cajanus cajan (pigeon pea), 1489 nucleotides long. RefSeq lists its product as uncharacterized. NCBI's taxonomy places the organism in Eukaryota, Viridiplantae, Streptophyta, Magnoliopsida, Fabales, Fabaceae. The record is from RefSeq and is a predicted model, not a curated record.
UAUGUAUAGCUAGGAUAUAUAAGAUGACUAAACUAAAAUUGGAGUCUUCUUCCUACCUAGCUAGCUAAAAGAAGUAAAAAACUUUUGGUGAUGAGAGACGGAGGCUAUGCUAUCAAGCUUGGAAAUCAGCAUAUAUAUCAUCGAUCAGGUAGUCUACUAGAAAAGACAGUAUCCAAAAGGCGACGAAAUGAACAUUGAAAAAACAUGGUCUUGUACUCUUGUUGCACAGAAGUGAACGAGACAGAACACAAGUCUGGCAUCAUGGAAAUUUGCAAACAUUGUAGAGACGAGAAAAAGAAUAGUACAAGCAGGAAAACUUGUAUACGACAUUAUUAUAGGGCUCGUGUAUUCUUUUACUGUAGCAUUCCCCAAAGUAAAUGGAGGUUUCACAUUUCAUCUGCCUAUCAUAGACUUACUAUUUUUUAUCUUCAUAAGAUCUGUACCUUUUGUUGUUUGAUGCAGUGAAUAUUUUAGUGCCUAACCAAUAACCAUUAUUAUCUCCUUUGUUGCUUUAUAUUUUGUAGCAUUUAACUUCAAAACCUUUUUAAGACCUAAACUAUGGCUUAAAUGAUUGGUGAUUCAAAUGAUUAGCAAUUUCCUUUGAUAUAGGGUGGCACUUUGAAGGGUGCCAGAAGGCAACCAAUAAAAAGGGAAGUAGAAAACUAUUAAUUAAGUUGAACUUCGAUGUGGGCCCCUACACGCCACUAUAUAUAUAACAAGCUUCCCUCAAUCUAUUCUUCAUCCCUUCAACCACUCACCAUUUACAAUUUAUUACUCAGUUAAGAUCUUCUUCUAGGAAAAAAACUAAAGAAAACUCUACCCUCGUUGUUUAAGGAUUCACACUGCUCAUUUCUUUCCCGAGAUUUUUCUUCAAAAUGAAGCCUUCUUUUGUGGUCUCUCUUCUGAUUUUGUCACUCCUCCUUGCAAAAUCUCAAGGGAUUCGUUUGGGAAAAGUUUCUUUAGAAGUUCAGCAACAGAAACAACAUGAAGGAGAAAGUACUUUGUUGGAAAGAAGUAACAAUGAAGCUGAAGAAACUGUUCCCUGCAAAGGCAACGAAUGCACAGGAAAGAUAAAGAAUAGGAAACUCGUUACUACCUCCAUUUCUGCAACUCUACCGCUCUCAAAGAAUGUGAAGAAGGAGGAGUUCAAGGGUGAACCCUCGGUAAAUCGCAAUGCUAGAAAUGUGAACACAUUGAGCACUUCAAAGCACAAAGAUGUUCCUGAGGAACACUACCAUGACCUUGUAGAGAUAACUGAGAUGGACUAUUCUCCAGCAAAGAGAAAGCCUCCAAUACACAACUGAGUCUAGGGAUGAUCAACUAGAAAAACUGACAAAGUUCCGUAUAUUAGGAUCAAUAAAUUAAAUAUAGACAGAGAAGUUGGACAGCAUUGCAGAAAUGCUGCAGUUUUUUUGGCCUAGGAAUGAUUUGUACAUUAUUAUUCUAUCACCUUUAUUGAUUAUAAUAUAUAUAUUUUGAAACCAUAUCU